Molecule: messenger RNA, 1652 nt
Organism: Galendromus occidentalis (western predatory mite)
Lineage: Eukaryota; Metazoa; Arthropoda; Arachnida; Mesostigmata; Phytoseiidae
Product: major facilitator superfamily domain-containing protein 9-like
Exons: 1
Coding region: 130-1308 (392 amino acids)
Biological process (GO): transmembrane transport
Molecular function (GO): transmembrane transporter activity
Source: RefSeq, a predicted model, not a curated record
GCGCUCUCUUCACCCUCAUUCACGCAUCAGCGUCGAGAGCUCAUGUCACUCGAGCUAGCGACCGACACCAUUGCCGCGGAGUUCCUAGAUUGACUUGAUCCACAGCUUCGUCUGAUCGAGGGGGCCGUGAUGGGGAGGAACAAGUUCGCAGUUUGGGUGCCGUUCGUUUUGGGCUUUGUGGAUUUCUUCGCUGUGGCCAUAAUAAUCCCUCUGCUCGCAGUCAAUUUCAAGACCAAGGGCUAUUCGCCGUUCCUCUACGGGCUCGCUGGGACCGUUUACGGAACAGUACAAACGCUGAGCGGACCCCUACUCGGAGGUUACAGCGAUUUGCACGGCCGCAAAAUAUGUCUGCUGUUCUCGUUCUACCUGUCAGGGAUCGUGUACAGCGGUUUUUUCUUUUUCGACACCAUAAUUCCGUUCUUCAUUCUGCGGAGCGUACUGGGCUUCUUCAAGCAUAGCAACACCAUGUGCAAGGCCUACCUCUGCGAUAUCACACCGAAAGCGGAACAAGCAGCGAUCAUGGGUCGAUUCAACGCGAUUUCGAGUGCGGGUUUCAUCGUAGGGCCCUUAAUAGGCUCACGUAUCGGCACUUUUGAAAACGGUUGCUUGGUGGCGGCAGCUCUCUUCAUCCUAUCGGGAGUCAUCGCUCAAGUUUUCCUACCGGAUUGCCCGGCGAAGAGGAGCGCCUCGGCCAAAUCGGACCCCGCACCGGAAUCGGUGAUCGAUGUUUGUCGAAGCGUGAAUUGGCCCAAGUAUUGGGAUUUAUUCAUCGCGCGCUUGUCGGCAACUCUGGCCGUGAUCUUGUACAGGAGUAAUUUGAGUUUUCUCCUGAUGACGACGCACUCUCUGUCCGCGCAGGAAAUCGGAUACGUCAUCGCAUUGACGGGAGCUGUGGCUGCGGGGUCGGGCUUUUUAGCCGGUCCCAUCAUUCACAUGUUCAAGAUAGACAGCGUGCGAUUGCUGGUCGCUACCGGUGCGGUCAUGACGGCCAGUCUUGUGCUCCUGUGUUUGUCGAGCACUCUGUCGUCCUUAAUUUUGUUUUUAGUGGUUUUCACGGCCUCUGCAAGUCUCGCCAGGGUCUACGGACUCGACGCUCUGUUGAGUCGCGGUACUGGGAGCGAUAUCGGACUCCUUCAAGGGGUGUCCCAGAGCGUGACUUCGGUGUCCAGGGGCUUGGCCCCGCUCAUCAGUGGGAUCCUGCAGCAACUGAAUCAAGACUUGCCAGCUGCCGUAGCCGCCUUGUUGGCCUUCUUAGGGACGAUGCUAAACGUUUACUCGAUCAAGAGGACUCGUGUCAAAGUCGAAUGAGCGGAAAGCAGGUGAUAAAGUGUUUACUUGUACUUCGUCGAAUGAUGAUCAUAGAAUGUCUAUUCUCGAAGGAAGAUCGAGUCCAAGACGAAUCAAGGCGCUCAACGUGGCUGUUCCGGUUGGAGAUAUGACGUCAGCGUUGUUGGUAGAUAGGCACAAACUACUCCUUGAUGGUGAGGAAUGACAGGGAUUGAGUUCUGUAAACAUGCCGGUAACAUUGCUCAAAGUUCAGGAACGAGUUUUGCGAACGAAGCGCGGUGGCAUUCUUGGAGGCUCAAGCCUAGCUCAUCAAUUGGUGACCUUGAGAGUAUUAAACCCUGAAUAAAACACAAACAGAUUUCUGU